AUGUUCUUUUCAAACUUCUUGAUUUGUUUCUGGUUGUUAUAUGAUUGUCUGUUUUGUAUGAAGAUCCACGUAAAGAAUCGAGCAGACGGUAGUGCGGUGCAAAUUGAACUCUCCCCCACAGCCACUAUAGAAGAGCUGCGCGCAAAAAUAUGUGCUCAACUUGCUAAAUCGUGUGAUCCACGAACGAUACGAAUAUUUUUGGGUCCAGAGCAGUUGGAUCUUGAUGAUAGCGUCACUUUGAGGGACUCUGGAAUUGUGAGCGGUGACAGAUUGUUUGUAGAAAUGGGCGCUCCUUCAACAUCAUCAGCUCCUCAAAAAUCCCUGAACUCUACUGCAAAUGAGCAGACCAGAAAUCGUGACGAUGAGAACAUGGAUCAGGAUAGCGAAUCCGACAGGGUCACAAUGUUUAGGGACCUCGUUAUGCGAAACACUAGAGAUUAUAUGGAGGAUUCCGGAUAUUCUAACACGUCAUUACGAUCUUGGCUCGCAGAUAACAUAUCGGGCGCAGAGCUUCGUUACGAACGUCGGGCGCGUGGUCAAAUCUCAAAUAUCUUCAUUUCGAUAACGGUGUUUUCACAACCAAGUCUUUCUGCUGUAGUGAAUGUUGGGAGAAUUGUGGAUCUUUCUCGUAAACUUCUGUCUUCGUUCACAGUACAACCAGCUUCUGUCAAAGACAAUGUGAUCAGCGGUAUUGCCCUUGCGCUUUCUCGUUCUGCGGCUACUGGAGUAACACUUGUUCACUUAUUUUCUUUGCCUUGUAUUCGCGAGCAAAUCUUGAAGCCCAUGGAACCCCGUUCCGUCGUCCGCCUGUCUAGUGUGAAUCGACUUUUACGUUCGAUUCUGUGUGCCCCAUCUGUCGAUCGUAGUUACUGGAUGAAUAGAUUGAGUUGUGACUUCGGCGCACUGAAGGUGCAGAAAGCGCAACAAAACGGCAGGACUUUCCGCAAUGUUUAUGUGGAAGAAUAUGCGGCUAAGAAACUAGCGCAACGAGGAGGUUCAUUGCUGGAGGCGCAGUUUGCUUCAAUCCCACGCAGACAGAUCAUUCCACCUGAUGUGCCCGAUCCUCCUCGCAACCCCUAUGGUCCUCACCCACCAGUAAAUCCACGGGCACCUGAUCCUCCGCGUCAGCCUGAUCCGAUCUUUCCGGCUCCUGAUCCUCUUCAACCGAUUCCUGAUCCAAAUCCUCUCGUCCAACCACCAAGAGUGAAUCCCUUUUUCCCAGAUGCUCCUUUCGGUGAAAGAAAUCGGUUUGAUCCAUUUAAUCCGGAUAAUCGUGAAAUUUUUCCUGGGCGGCCCAAUCAAGGUGUCCCUCGAGGUGGUCCUCGUUAUUUCCCUGCGAACAGAUGGGAUCGUGGUAAUGAUUUUAUUUGA
Molecule: messenger RNA, 1371 nt
Organism: Necator americanus (New World hookworm)
Lineage: Eukaryota; Metazoa; Nematoda; Chromadorea; Rhabditida; Ancylostomatidae
Exons: 10
Coding region: 1-1371 (456 amino acids)
Biological process (GO): positive regulation of autophagy of mitochondrion
Molecular function (GO): protein kinase binding
Source: RefSeq, a predicted model, not a curated record